GGCAUAUCUUCAAUCUACAACUCCCCCUCAUCAACAAGAUACUUCACGCCACACACCCUUCAAAGGCGUUCAAUCUUAAGAAAUUCACACAGAAUCGCUGUCGCGUAUGGCUAUAUAGCAAUUUGAUACCAUUCACCUUGACAUUGACGGUAGUAAAAAACGCGUUCUCUUCCCUUCGUCUGUUUACGCGUAGCAUUCAAUUUUGAUUUCGAGAUGGCGCCCGAACAAUCCGCAUCACCGCCAGGAAGGCGGAGAACAGGUGCAAAUAGGGAGAAUCAAUAUUUGUUCAACUUAGGAGUCAAGGGAAGGAAAACUGGUGUUGAACUACCGGAUACUGGAAUUCGCGAUGCAAAUGGCUUGGAGCCAAUGGACGAUUUAUUCUCUCCCGAUAAACCCGAAAGUGUUAAGACAGGCAGAAGCGCAAAUGGACCGCGGAGAAACGCGCUGGAAGACGCGACAAUAUCUAGUGAGGAGGAUAUGGAUAUGGAUGGAGAAAAUACAGCCCCAGAACCUACUGAAGUCUUGAAUCAACGAAGACAAGAUGCGCGAAUGGCUCUGCCUAUACCUAGAUCUAGGUCGCCUUUAAAAACACACCUACAGUCGCCAGCCCGCAGGCAUCCAUCAUUCGGCAUAUCUUCCCCCGCCAAAGAAGCAUCUAGUGAAGCCGAUAAUACGGGCCCUGUCCGACGAAAGUUGGAUUUCUCAGCCGAAGACGUGGCAGUCGAAACGAAACAGGCAACGAGUGCUCCAAAUGGACGAGGAAAACCAGGACGCCCAGCACUAGGCAGUCUUACGAAUGGCACUAGACUUUCACCUGGCAGACGUCCUCCGCAAACGUUGAACCAGAGUAGCGAUGGUAUGGAGAAUCAAGAUGAGAGUGCAUUAGAGUUCGAGGAUGAUUCAAAUCAAUACAACGCUCCGGAUGACGAUGAUGAUGAUGCUGCUGUCGAUGCGCUCGAGGGAAACUCAGACUUGGUAGAAGAGUAUGAGGAACAAGAAGAGGAAGAGGAGAUCGAACAGGAGGACGAGCCAGAACCGCAACCUUCCCCGCCCAGAAAGGUGGCAAGUAAGAAUAAAGGGAAAGGUAAAGUAAUUGAGGAGCCAGAGCCAGAGGAAGUACCGGAACCAGAGCAGCCCGCGCCAAAGCGUAGAGGCAGGAAACCGAAGAAUACAGCUCGAAUCGAACCUGUGGAGGAAGAAAGAGAGGAAAUUAAAGAAAGACCUACAAAAAAAGCACGACGAUCCGCAGAAGCUGUCGAAGCACCCGAAGCAACAAAGAAAAAACCUGGAAGACCUGGAAGACCGAGCAAUGCCACAAAAUCUACCACUGUACCUAAAGCAGCGGCGAAACCAAAAGGUCGACCAAAGAUGGCCCCAAUACUUGAGGCGGGCUCGCCUCUAGUUCACCGUGGUCCCCCUAUUCCUAGAAAAAAUGGCCUCUAUAUUCUUCGACGCGAGACGACACUGGGUGGCACUGGUAUGCUGCGAACAAGAUCUGGCCGAAACUCAAUGAAGCCUCUUGCGUUCUGGAAGGGUGAACACGUCGAAUAUGACGAUGGCGGGGCGGUGCCAGAUGGAACUCACGGUGCAAAGAUUCUAUUGCCUAGCAUCAAGGAGGUUGUCCGUGUAGAUGAAGUAGAGCAAGAAAAGCGCUCGAGAUCGAAAUAUCAAAAAUCCAGCAAAAGCAAAUCGAAGAAAAGGGCGCGAGAGGAAUUGGAAGAAGAUUCGGAAACAGAGGAAUGGGAAUCCCAACCUGGUCGGGUUGAGGGUUCAGUACGAAUAUGGGACCCGGAAGAUCAAGUUGGAGAAAAUGCUGCAGAGAAAGUGGAAGAGGUCGCUUUUUCGUCAGCUGCAAUUAAGACUCGUGAUAUUCCAAAUGCUUCGUUCAAAUUUGCUAAAACUCUCACGUUGCCCUUUUUCGGCUCAGGUAUGGUCGACCUCGAACCUGGCGCUGUCAAGAAACCGAAAAAUUCGAGAAAAAUGCAGAUGGUGUUUUUCGUAUUCUAUGGCAGAGUUGAAGUUUCGGUCAACGAAACCACUUUCAGAAUUGGCAAAGGUGGAAUGUGGCAAGUUCCUCGAGGAAACUUUUAUAGCAUCACAAACGAUUAUGACAAGCCAGCGAGAAUAUUUUUCGCUCAAGGCUGUGAACUUGGAGAUUCGGAAGGCGGCGCAGCUCCACCUGCAAGUCAAUAAUGUACAAAUAAUGUAAUUGGUGUUCACUUGUUUUCCCUCUCGUAUUUUUACAACUUGUGCUUUCCUGUUGGUGGUACGAUAAGGUGGAAAAAUGGGCUCAUGUUCUCACGCUUGGCUGGGGAGUUAACUGUUGAAGGGUUUUUGAUGAUACCAUGCUUCUUAUUCAUCGAUAGCAUUUUCAUAUGGAUAUCAAGUGUGCACGUUGAUAUGUUCAUCCUUUGGAGUAUCUAUGUAACGAAUGAAGGGAUUUUAUCCAAUUUAGAAACGUCUCACAUAAUAACUA
This is a messenger RNA of Botrytis cinerea B05.10, 2476 nucleotides long. It is a transcript of the gene Bcmif2, whose product is annotated as Bcmif2. Lineage: Eukaryota; Fungi; Ascomycota; Leotiomycetes; Helotiales; Sclerotiniaceae. The transcript has 4 exons. Bases 214 to 2193 code for a protein of 659 amino acids. Gene Ontology annotation, molecular function: centromeric DNA binding. Gene Ontology annotation, cellular component: kinetochore. Gene Ontology annotation, biological process: kinetochore assembly; spindle attachment to meiosis I kinetochore; attachment of mitotic spindle microtubules to kinetochore. The record is from RefSeq and is a predicted model, not a curated record.